UUCUCUCUCGAACACCUUUCUCUGUCACACAGAUUGACACGCAGCCAAGAAAACAACAUUCAGAGAAAGAAACCGAAAGGAAAGAAAGAAAGAGGGAUUGGCUGUGAUGAAUUGGUUAAGGUAAAUAGAAGAGUAUUGAAGCUGGAAAAAGGAGGAUGAGUUGUUUGUCAUGCAGUCCAUGGCCUACAGUCACUUUGCUGGUUCUGCAUUUUCUUCACAUUCUCCUCAGAGAGACUGCUGCUGCUCUCCUUAUAUCCGUAAUUGCAAAAUCAAGAAUCCUUCACCUGCCGUUCUGGUUUCCUCUUUCAGUGAUAGAAGACCUCCCUACAACACUCUUGUCUUCCAGGCUGUCAGGCUCUUGGGUCCUCCAGCUAGAUUUGAAGCUUCAAAACUGAAGGUUGUAUUCUCAAGAAAAGAGGCAGAUACUUACGAGAGAAUUGUGCCAAGGACCUACACCCUCUCCCACUGUGACUUUACAGCAAAUUUGACACUAACUAUCUCAAAUAUUAUCAACCUAGAUCAGCUGAGGGGGUGGUAUAGCAAGGAUGAUGUGGUUGCUGAGUGGACAGAAGUGAAGGGGAAUCUGUUCCUAGAUGUUCAUUGUUAUGUCAGUGGGCCAAAUUUUUUGCAAGAGCUGGCUGCAGAGUUUAGAUACCACAUAUUCUCCAAGGAAUUGCCUUUGGUUCUUGAGGCUGUGCUAUAUGGGGACUCAGCUCUUUUCAAAGAGAAUCAAGAACUAAUGGAUGCCAUAGUUCGUGUAUACUUUCAUUCUAGCUCAAAGAAGUACAAUCGCCUGGAAUUUUGGGGGCCACUCAGGGAGGCCAUAAAGGGUAAACGAGAAGAUAAAAAACAUGGGUUCUUACCAAGAGGCAAUAAAGAAUCUCCACGUCCAAAGCUUUGGGGGAGUCCGAAAUCAAUCUUCCAAGCACUUUUUGCCUUCCUUCUAUAAUUUGGUCUAUGAAAAGUACUAAAAUAGCCACUGGAGAUUGAAGCCAUUCUCCACGAGGUACUUGAGGGCAGCAACCAGAAUAUCAUGUUGUAGGGAGCUGGUAAUCGGUCGAUAAGUAUUGGACACUAAUUGAUAAGAAUUGCUUUCAAGUUCAUUUGAUUAUUUCGUA
This is a messenger RNA of Coffea eugenioides, 1118 nucleotides long. RefSeq names its product protein STAY-GREEN LIKE, chloroplastic-like. The record is from RefSeq and is a predicted model, not a curated record. Bases 170 to 949 code for a protein of 259 amino acids. The transcript is spliced from 5 exons. NCBI's taxonomy places the organism in Eukaryota, Viridiplantae, Streptophyta, Magnoliopsida, Gentianales, Rubiaceae.